AUGGCAUCAGAAAAUAAGUCGAAUUCAGACAAAUUCACAGUGCAAGGAUUUACAGACUUGUCAGAGCUUCAGUUUCCUGUUUUCAUGUUUUUUUUAUUUAUAUAUCUCAUCAUUGUCUUGAGUAAUGUCACUGUUUUUGCAUCAAUAGCUUUGAACUCUCAUUUACACACUCCUAUGUACAUUUUCUUGUGUAACCUAUCAGUCAUUGAUAUCGCUUACACCUCAACCAUUCUACCCAAGCUGUUGGCCAUGCUCUUCACUCAGUGUAAGACCAUAUCCUUUCUAGAGUGCUUUAUUCAAGUCUAUUUUUUCAUAGCCUUUGCUUGUACAGAAGUCUUACUAUUGGCCGCUAUGGCUUAUGAUCGCUAUAUAGCAAUCUGUCAUCCUCUUCGUUACUCAAUACUUAUGAGUCAACAGCGAUGUGCUCACUUAGCAACCGCAGUGUGGAUCACAAGUUUGUUUGAUCCUGUUAUACACACUUCUUUAAUUACUAACUUGUCCUUCUGUUCAUCGCACAACAUUGACCACUUUUUCUGUGAUGCUACCCCACUGCUUAAGAUUACCUGCAGUGAUACUUUUACCAUUGAGAUUUGGACCUACAUUAAUGGAACUCUACUAGUUAUCAGUGCGUUGAUAUUUACUUUGGUAUCAUACGUCUUUAUUAUCACUGCCAUCCUAAAUAUUCAGUCAGCAGUUGGUCGACAAAAAGCCUUUUCUACCUGUGCUUCCCACAUGACCUGUGUUAUCAUCUUUUAUGGAACAAUAAUCAGUGUGUAUAUCAGACCAACAUCUACAUAUUCUCCACAGCAGGACAAGUUUUUUGCUCUUUUAUACGUUGUAUGUAUUCCAAUGCUGAACCCCAUUAUUUACACCCUGAAGAAUAAAGACUUUCAUCAUGUCUUCAAAAAGUUGAAUCAAAAAUUCCAUUAA
Messenger RNA from Pelobates fuscus (common spadefoot toad), 930 nucleotides. RefSeq names its product olfactory receptor 5AR1-like. The coding region runs from base 1 to 930 and encodes 309 amino acids. Gene Ontology annotation, cellular component: membrane. The record is from RefSeq and is a predicted model, not a curated record. Gene Ontology annotation, molecular function: olfactory receptor activity; G protein-coupled receptor activity; odorant binding. Gene Ontology annotation, biological process: G protein-coupled receptor signaling pathway. NCBI's taxonomy places the organism in Eukaryota, Metazoa, Chordata, Amphibia, Anura, Pelobatidae. The transcript has a single exon.